Messenger RNA from Cryptomeria japonica (Japanese cedar), 594 nucleotides. Its product is annotated as pentatricopeptide repeat-containing protein At3g29230. Bases 1 to 594 code for a protein of 197 amino acids. Gene Ontology annotation, molecular function: RNA binding; protein binding. The transcript has a single exon. Gene Ontology annotation, biological process: RNA modification. Lineage: Eukaryota; Viridiplantae; Streptophyta; Pinopsida; Cupressales; Cupressaceae. The record is from RefSeq and is a predicted model, not a curated record.
AUGUAUGCGAAAUGUGGAAGUAUACAGAAGGCACGCGAGUUGUUUGACAAAAAUCCUCAACGAAGCGUAGUCUCAUGGAAUGCGAUGAUUUCAGGUUAUGCACACUAUGGUGCUUUUGACAAGGCUUUAAGGCUUUUCCAAGAAAUGCCGGAGCGAAGCGUGGUAUCCUGGAAUGCAAUGAUUGUAGGAUAUGCACAAAAGGGUGUUCUCGAUGAGGCUGUAAGGGUUUUCAAUGAAAUGCCUCAACCAAAUGUUAUUUCAUGGACUGCAAUCAUUGCUGGAUAUACACAAAAUGGAUUUGUUGAAAAAGCUUUGGAUUUUUUUCAACAGAUGAAAUUGAAUGGUGUAAAGCCAAACUCAGCAACCUUUGCCAGCAUCCUCCCAGUAUGUGCUAAAAUGGGAGCUUCUGAACUGGGCAUGCAAAUCCAUCAGAAACUAAUGGAAAGCAAUUUAGCAUCAGAUGUUAAAGUUGCAAAUGCCCUGCUAGACAUGUAUCCAAAAUGUGGAAACAUACACAUGGCCGAGAAAUUGUUUGACAAAAUGCCUCAACGAGAUGCCAUCUCAUGGAACUCAAUGAUUGCUGGUUAUUCAUAA